Molecule: messenger RNA, 1175 nt
Organism: Cajanus cajan (pigeon pea)
Lineage: Eukaryota; Viridiplantae; Streptophyta; Magnoliopsida; Fabales; Fabaceae
Product: proteasome subunit alpha type-6
Biological process (GO): ubiquitin-dependent protein catabolic process
Cellular component (GO): proteasome core complex; proteasome core complex, alpha-subunit complex
Source: RefSeq, a predicted model, not a curated record
UGGGCCCAAUAUGGGUUAGGCCCGUUUUAUUGAUUCUGGAUCUCAAACCCAAAAGUUAAUUUCAUUGCUUUCUUGAGUAGGAAGUUGAGAUCGACGCUUUUUAAGACCAAAAGCACCGUCUCCACUCUCCAAAACCAUCGCGCACUCCCGUCGCCGCCGUCGACCACCGCAAGCGCCGUCACACUCCGCCGUUAAUUGAAAAAUGAGUCGAGGAAGUGGAGGUGGAUACGAUCGUCACAUCACUAUUUUCUCCCCCGAGGGGCGUCUUUUCCAAGUCGAGUAUGCUUUCAAGGCUGUUAAAGCUGCUGGAAUCACAUCAAUUGGUGUCCGAGGAAAGGAUUCAAUCUGUGUCGUUACUCAGAAGAAGGUUCCGGAUAAGCUUUUGGACCAGACAAGUGUUUCACACCUCUUUCCCAUCACAAAGUACCUUGGUUUAUUGGCAACUGGCAUGACUGCUGAUGCUAGGACGCUGGUUCAACAAGCAAGAAAUGAAGCAGCUGAGUUUCGCUUUACAUAUGGGUAUGAGAUGCCAGUGGACGUAUUGGCUAAAUGGAUUGCCGACAAAUCACAAGUUUAUACUCAACAUGCUUAUAUGAGACCACUUGGAGUAGUUGCUAUGGUUUUGGGCAUUGAUGAGGAAUAUGGACCUCAGCUUUACAAAUGUGAUCCAGCUGGUCAUUACUUUGGUCACAAGGCAACAAGUGCUGGAUUGAAAGACCAAGAGGCGAUUAAUUUCUUGGAAAAGAAAAUGAAAAAUGACCCAUCAUUUACAUACGAGGAGACGGUUCAGACUGCCAUUUCUGCCCUGCAAUCAGUUCUUCAGGAGGAUUUUAAGGCCACUGAGAUUGAGGUUGGAGUGGUGAGGAAAGAUAAUCCAGAAUUCAGAGUUUUAUCCACCGAGGAGAUUGAUGAGCACUUGACUGCAAUAAGUGAGCGUGACUAAGUUCUUGAUGAGGAGGAUGUAAUUGUUCAAGCUUUCAAAUGCUAGAUUAAAUUAUGUACUUGUUUUCUGGGAUCACAUUCACUGAAUUGAUUUGCUCAAGAUAUUUGAUUAGUAAGUUACCCAAGAAUGAUGUUGAAGAUGGAUGGAGGCUUGGGUCAACAUACGAAAGUCUUUUAUAGCGAUUUUUUUUAAUUUAAAAUCAAUGGGUAAGAUUUUUCCCCCCUUUCACUUA